CUUACAUGCACACCACUUGGAGCGAUGCGGGGCGCCCUGUCGACGCUCGCUCGAGGGAGGUCCGCUGGAGGGAUGGUAAUCUCGGUGCUUGGCGACACCUUCGCGGAUGUGGUUUGCCGGCCGUUAGAACGCCUUCCCGCCUGGGGCACGGACACCCUGGUUAGCGAUCCGAUCCGUGUGAUGCUCGGCGGCUCCGCGGCCAAUUUCGCGGUCCACGCCACCAACCUCAACAGAGCGCAGCCGCCAUUCGAACUGCUAGCAUCAGCAGCGCCACUAGACGACGAAGCACAACGACUGAACCCGGCGGCGGCGGAGGCUGCCGCGAGCGGAGAAGAAGCCGGGGCGGGGGCAGCAGCCGCGGCUGUUGAAAGCUGCGAAGCGAACACCAAGAAGAAGCAGGCCUGCGUGCUUCACACCAGCGUGGCGAGCGACGACAUGGGGGCGUUCGUGCGCGGCAAGCUGAUCGAGCACGGCGUGGAGUGGUCGCAGACCAAGGCUCGCGAGCAUCAGGGGGCAUGUGUGGUGCUGUCGGGACGAGAGGACCGGAGCUUCGUGACGCACCGAGGCUCGGUGGCGCUCUUCUGCAGGGAGGACAUCGACGUCCCCCUUCUUUUGGAAUCAGACCACGUCCACGGAGCGGGAUUCUACAACUGCCCGGCGCUGUGGAAGGACCUACCCAGCCUUCUCGCCGAGGCGAAGGCCGGCGGCGCGUCCUGCUCUCUCGGGCCCCAGUGGGACGCCUCCGAGGAGUGGGGGGGGCUGGAGCCGCUAUACCCCUACCUUGACGUCUUCAUUCCGAACGAGGACGAGGCGCUGAAUAUCUCGGGCUGCGACGACGUCGCCGAAGCCGCUUCGUUCUUUCUAGACAAGGGGGUCGGCCUUGUCGUGGUCACGAGAGGGGGCGGCGGUGCGUUCGCCGCUUCCAGGAGACACGGCGGUGGGGGCACCGCCGGUGGGAGGGGCUCCGUGAGAAUCAAGGGCGGGGGAGGGAGGGGCGCAGCAGGAGGUGGCGGUGACGACGGUGGUGGCGAGGGUGGCUUUCAGAGGUCGUGGGAGCAGAAAUGCGUCCCCGUGGAGGUCGUGGACUCCACGGGAGCGGGAGACGCCUUCAGCGCUGGCUUCCUCCACGUCUGGGUCGGCGGCGGUGACGUCCAGGCCGCCCUGCGGUGGGGUUGCGCGCUGGGCACGGCGGCGGUGACCAGGGUAGGGGCGAGCUCGAAGCUGUCGAUCGAGGAAGACGUCCGACCUAACCUCGUGUAGUGAGAGAGAAGCAGGAGGAGGGGUGUUGGUUGCAAGACGUCUCGCCUGGUCCUUUUAUCACUUCGGCGGGAGGAAUGGACGCCAGGCCGGGGGAGGAGGAAAACAGGCGCCUCUGAUGGAAGGUUGGUUACGCCUGAAAAACAAGAUGUGAGGCUGCGGGUUUGUAGGAGAAGAAACGUGCCAACGUUUCGGAGACGAGCGUGCGCUUAGAGCUAGCGGAAAGAGUGCUCCAGUUUGCAAGUGGUCAUCUGUGUGGCCCGGAGAUACCGAUCAGGCUACAACGCAGGGCGACAUGAUGUGACAAGAGCAGGGACUGAUGCAGAGAUGCAUCAGUCGUGCCUUUCACCCUGUGGACUUGGGUGGUUACUGUCUUUUUGAAGGUCUACGGAGACUCGGGGCUCCGUACCAUGGGUAUUUUUUAGGAUUAUAUGUAUUUGGAUGAUGCACCAGGUCCUGUAUCUUGGGGCUACCAUCUCUAUUGUAUUUCGGGGAAAGUACUUUCGUGCGUGAUCACUCUAGCCUUUACAAGUACCAUCAGCCCCUCACUUGGGGGCGGGAGUCCUGGCGGAUACUGUAUGGAUCGAUUCCCAAUCCCGGCAAGGCCUAUAGGAAACAGUGACUGGCCGAGAUCUGAUUGGAUUCUUCGCAUUUCUAGCCGCAGUGGCGGUUGAACCAACGCGACGAGUCAUACUUUUCUCAGGGGUCACACGCGUUUGGUUGGAGGCACGGAAGCAGGUGUCGCACUCCUCCAAGUUUUUUUGUGAGUCGCCCUUUGCCGGUUUGUUUUUCGCGACAUCUUUGGUCAUCGUACACCCCCUGUUGAGGUCAUAUCGUCACGAAAAGCUGUGCUCACAGAAGAGGAUCUCCAACAAUCUGUGGAAAGAUGCAUAGAGUCGUUCCUAUCCC
Molecule: messenger RNA, 2166 nt
Organism: Ectocarpus sp. CCAP 1310/34
Lineage: Eukaryota; Phaeophyceae; Ectocarpales; Ectocarpaceae
Source: the annotation of a GenBank genome assembly